Molecule: messenger RNA, 1212 nt
Organism: Prorocentrum cordatum
Lineage: Eukaryota; Dinophyceae; Prorocentrales; Prorocentraceae
Source: the annotation of a GenBank genome assembly
AUGGAAAACGAGGGCCCCGUUCCUUAUCUAUCGUUCUUUAGGUCAACGCCCCAGCUGUACGCUUUUGUCGGCAGCCCGUGCUACCUCCGGGGGGCUGUCUGCGCGCCACCCGGAGUCCUGCCAGUCCAGCUGACGCGCUACCUCGCCCUGGACGCGCUGCACAUCGCCGGCAUCAGGGCCGCGAAGGCGUGCUGCGUGCUGCCGGCCGCCACGGGGCUCACGAUGACGCUCGUGUUCCUGGCGCUGCGGCAGCUGCGACCAGCGGGGCGCUACGUGGUGUGGUCCAGGAUAGACCAGAAGUCUUGUUUCAAAGCGAUAGGGGCCUCGGGGCUGACGCCGCUGGUGGUCGAGCUGAAGGCCCUGGAGGGUUCUGACGCCCUCGGGACCGACAUGGACGGCAUGGCCGCAGCGAUCGAGCAGGUCGGCGCUGAAAAUGUCCUCUGCAUCUGCACCACCACUUCCACCUUCGCGCCGCGCGUCCCCGACAGCGUGGACGAGGUGGCCGUGCUGGCGGCGCGGCUGGAGGUGCCGCACGUGAUCAACAACGCCUACGGCCUCCAGUGCUCGAAGUGCUGCCACCUGAUCGAGCAGGCCUGCCGACGCGGGCGGGUGGACGCGUUCGUGCAGAGCACGGACAAGAAUUUCCUGGUGCCGGUCGGCGGCGCCAUCGUCGCGGCGGCGAAGCCCGCGCUGGUGGACAAGAUUUCGCAGAUCUACCCUGGGCGGGCAUCAAUGAGCCCGCUGCUGGACCUGCUCAUGACCCUCCUGUCCCUCGGCGCUGCUGGCUGGAAGCGGCUGCUGCAGGAGCGGAAGGACAACGCGGCGUGGUUCCAGGACCGCUUUGCCAAGGCGGCGGAGAGGCAGGGCCUGAGACUGCUCAGCUGCCCCGCCAACAAGAUCUCCUUCGUGUGCGACCUGAACCCGCUGGCGAAAGAGAUGGGCAAAGCCGACGUCGACCACCUGACCUUCCUGGGGUCGGCGCUGUUCACGCGGAGGGUCUCUGGCCCGCGCGUGGUGCUGUGCAGCCAGCCCGCGGCCUCCUCGUGCCCGGAGGCGCCCGCCGCAGACGUGGAGGCCGAGGCAGAGGAGAGGCCGCAGAGCCUGAAGCUGAAAGGAAGGUACAGGAAACCAUUGACGGCACGGCCUUCGAGAGCUACGGCGCCCACACGGACGAGUACCCGUGUUGCUACCUCACGGCCGCGUGCGCCAUAG